CUAGGGUUUUACGCUUGAAGAAGUACGAGGGGGCAAUGGCGGAAGAGAAGGAACAACGAGGCUUAUGUCCAUUAAAGGAGGAGGAGGAGGACGAUAAAGGGCAUAGAGAGAAGGGAGAGGGCCUGACGCCAUGGGAGCAGCACUCGGCGGUGAUCAGCCUCCCCCGCUACGACUACGCGGCCCCCUCUGCGCUUCUCGAGAGCUCCCAUUCCGGGUUUCUCAUCACCUGCCCCAUCAAACGUGAGAAAAGUGCAACAAAGGAAGCUAUCUCCCUUCUUGAAGAGUAUGUCGGCUGUACAUGUAGCAGAGACUGUGAAAGGUUAGAGCCCUGUGACACAAAUGUUCCUGCAAAGAAGAGGAAAAUAUGUUCUUCAGAAAUAGGUCCAAGAAAUGUUGAAAACGCUGAGAGAAAUGGGGAUAUCAAUGUAUUGGAAGUUUCUGGUAAACUGGAAGAAGAGGCCAGGUUAGGAUCUUCAGAGACAACUGAGAAUGUAAAAAGGAGGCCUGAUCUGUCUCUGGUUAAGCUAACAAGGAGCGGGUUACUUCUGUUUACUUUUCCUAGUAAUAACUUCCAUCAUGUUGUUGAUAUAUUGUCAGAUAUGUUUCUCUCUUUGGGAUCUGGAAAGCUAAAGCUGCCUCUCUGGUGCCAUCGUAUAUUUCCUAUUCAAGAAACUUGCCUUCUGACAGAGAAGAACGUUAUAGUAGUUGUUUCAAAGCUUGUCCAAGAAUAUUUGGGCAAUGAACAAGAUAGACUUGAUGGACCUAUCAAGUUUGCAGUUGGAUAUAACAGAAGGGGCAUUGGUGAGACAGAGAUGAAGAUUCAGAAAGGCACUGUGGAAGACUCGGAGGGGUUGACUUUGUUGGAUCGAGACACAUGUUUCAAGGUUGUGGCUGGAGCAGUCAAAGCUGUUGCUAAAAAUGCAGUUGUGGAUCUUAAAUCUCCUGAGGUAGCCGUGCUUGUAGAGUUAUUACCACUUUCAGGGGUACCGCAUGGAAUGCUAGUGGUCGGAGUAUCUGUUCUUCCAGUAGAACUCGUGACUACAAAGCCACGGCUGUGUGUCAAGUCUCUGGUUGCUGAUACAAAAGUGGCGAAAAAAAAGGAGCUAAGUGGGUGAGAGAUCUUUGCAGCUCUUUGUGCUAAUAUUCUCCUUCUGUGCCAGUGAAUAACUUAAACCUGCUGUCAGAUUCAGAGCAGAGAGCAAAGAAGGCAAAAUAAUGAUGAUUAUUCUCAACAUUUCGUUCCAAUUUAGGGAUCAAAAAGAAAUAUUUCAUUUGCGCUUGACACCAGGUAAAUGUUGAUCUUGUCGCUGUUCAGGACUUGUGCAUCUUUGUCAUUGGCAUUUUGGAUAUGAUGGUUUAACUUUACAGAUGUUUGAUAAUUGAGAAAGUAAAGCUCAUUUUUGAACUUUGUGAUGCCUUUUGAACUCAUUUACGGCACCAAUUUUUUUUUUUUUAACAUAAAUUAGCAAAAGGGUGAGCAAUGAUUGUACUCAAAGCUGAAAAUGUUUGUCUGUGAAAGUUGGUGCUUCGGUAUGAUUGGAAUUGCCUCUACGGUUUCUAUGAUGCGGCCUUAGAAAAUGUUGAGAGCUGAUAGGUUCUCUCUUCCCUCCUGCACGUGCGUGUACGUGGCCUUACUUUCUUCAGUGACAUGAAACACUGCUGGUGUUGCUCUCAACUUGUUUUGAGGAUGACAAAAGCUUGAGGCCUGUCUUUCCAAAUGAAAUAGUAAUAUGGUACACUUCUCGGUCCUCCAUAUCUGUGGCCACAAGAAUUUGUUGACUUGUAUCUAAAGCAUCAUUUUCCAUUAUGACCAUCAUGUUUCCACGGCUGUUUGGAACUCCCGGAACAAUAUUUGUUUAAUUAAAUGCUUAUUUGCUUCUUUAA
Elaeis guineensis (African oil palm) is the source of this 1884-nucleotide messenger RNA. RefSeq lists its product as uncharacterized. Gene Ontology annotation, biological process: tRNA modification. Gene Ontology annotation, molecular function: RNA binding. Lineage: Eukaryota; Viridiplantae; Streptophyta; Magnoliopsida; Arecales; Arecaceae. The record is from RefSeq and is a predicted model, not a curated record.